AUGAAAUUACGCUCCCAAGCCCUGCCAGACUUGCUGGUUCAGAUGGGUCUUUGGGAAAGGCUGCCAAAUCCUCUGUUUGCAGCCUCUGUGGUGACUGUAAAUACAUUUCCCGUCAUCAUACAACUUUGGGUGAGCAUUGGCAAAAAAGCAGUAGCUGUGGGCCAGAGCAUCCUACGGUUAAGGUUGAGAACAAUAAAAAAGCCACGGCCACCUCUAAGAAGAUUAUCAUAUGGAUAGACCAGUACCCGAAGGUGAUGCUUUGUGACAUUGCUAAAAACCGAGAAAUGAGAGCUGGAUUUUCAUUUGAGCCUGGGUGUUUAGGGCAUAACAAGCAAGAAAUCAAGGAAAGUGUUUCGGCUAAAGAAGUUCAGUCUGUCUGUCGUGCUCUGAGUCCUACUGAACACCAGAGCCAUCGCACAAAUGCAAAGACAGUAUCCAGUCACAAGAGAUGUCAUUCCCUGAAGAGUAAAAGCUCCACUACCUGUUCUGCUUCUUCCUCACUACGUGAACACACACAAGAAGGGCAGUGCAGGACUCGCAUUCAUGGCAGAGAUGUUGAAGAGGAUCCUAGCUCUCGAUCCAACCUAGUAGGAGAGGAGAUCCACAGGGACAAAAGACUGAAACUAGGGCAUGGUGUUAAAGAUGGGACGUUGCCAUCUACUCCGGAUUUCGAAAAUGUCACUUGCAAAGACCAAGCGGAAACAGACUCUGUAGACAAAGAGAUGUCUGUUGAAAGUCGAGCAUGUGUAGAGCGUGCAGUUUGUGACAGCAGCUGUUUUGGCUCCACUGAGAAAGAAAACAAUGUCCACAAUAGACCUUGUGAUGAGAAAAACAAUCCCACAAACACUGAGGCAGCAGAAAUGUCAUCAGAAGUGUUCAGUGAUACCAACGAGGUUGAAAUGGAGGAACUAGACUCAUUUACCUGCCAGAGAGCGAGGCCCUAUAUCAGGAACAUACAAUAUUCUUGUGCACGCACUUUUAUGUCCUGGCCCUUCCCUAACAGUCGCUUGAUCCCAAAACCACAUACCACAGACUGUCAAGCAGAGCCUAUUGAUCUAUCGGCUCGAAAUAACAGCAACGCUCCAUCCGAUCAAAUUGAGCCAGGUAUAUCCAGCAAAUGGACCAAUGAUGAACUCCCACAUUCAGAGGCCUCCUCAAUCACAGCCCAUCAUGUUUCCAUUCAAAAGGAAGACAAGCGAGAAGAGAAUGGAGAAAGCAUUUUAAAGGAGAGGAAUAGGCAAACACAUGACAAUGUGUCAUCAUUAUCUACGGAGUUUGCAUCUCACCUUAUGGAAGCAGAAGAACCCAGUCUCUCCUUCGAUAAGGCUACAUUUUCCAAUGUAGCCGCAUCUUCGCCAGUUGAUAGACCUGAACCGGACAGCUCCACGUUGACCCCUUCCCCAUCAGCUCUUGACCUGAGUGACUGUGAAACUGCCAAUACUUUAUCUCCCAUGUCAUCUCUGUUCUCACACAGUGGUCCGAGCAGCCUUCCAGCCACACCCUCCUCUCUCACACUUUCAUUGUUCCUACUGAAGAAAGUCGAACUUGUUGAAUCAGCUUAUUCUGCAUGUACGUCCUCAACACCCAAAUGUAAGGUCAAAGCUGGAUAUAAAGAAUUGUUCACCUGUGAAGAAUCCCAAAUAACAUCAGGGACUUCACCCUCUGCUCCUUCACAUAACUCUGACUCCUUUGAUUCAUGUCAAUCUUCCCUCCUCCUUCCUCAAGUCGAGCAAGAGAGUGACGAAGAACUCCUCACACACAAAACGGAUUCAAAUGUUAUUAUGCUUCCACAGAUUCUCUCUCCUAUCAAUUCCCCCCAAGGAAAAUCACAAAAAAGCCUUUUUCCCCCCCAAAGCCAAGACUGCCCAGGUGACGCAAAGGAGGACCAACACAUGGACUCCAGCAAACGUCAAGUGUUACCUGAAUGUCACAUGCCAGAAAUUGUCAAUUGCAAUAAUGAAAACUCAAAGGAUGAUCUUGAACAUAAUAGGGAAGACUUGGAAGGAGUCUCUAAAGCUACUCCAAAGGACGUGGAGUCUUCGCCAUACAAUAAUGAAGAUGUGGAGGAUGCUAAUGAAGAGGAAAGCCAGGAUGAAACCGACAAUGAAGAUGAUGUGGAACAGGGUAACAACAAAUCAGAUCAAGUUCCUUCCGAGGCUAAGAGAAAGGCGAGCAUAACCUCAGGAGCUCUGACAGAACCCUGCUCUUCUCCCAGCUGUGAUGAAGACGAUGACGGGUCUUUCAGUGAUGAAGGACAGCCAAGUCCUAUUGGAGAAGAAGGAUCUAGUCCAUCUGAAGUAGCAGGCAGUGAUAGGGAUAAAAGUGUGGAAGAGGAUACUCAGCCGAGCGUUCUGGACGAUAUCACAGCUUACGAACAGGACAUCCUACUUGUCGAUAUGAUCCAGGACGACUUUGAGCUGUUCGAAAAGCUGCCCCAGGAGAGAGUGCUGAAGCUAGGCCCCACCCGGGUCACAGAGGCCCCUAAACACAGACCUGUUGGAGUGGUGAAAACACUGACGCCCAGGAUAGAUGGAGCAUCACUGGAGUUUAAAGAAGAAUCGAGCUCAGUUGAUACCUACGAUGGCAGUACUGAUGUCACAGAACAGGAGAGCAGGACAUGGAGACCUCAGUGUAGCAGAAACCAGCCCCCCACGCAAAGCAGCACAUGGCCUUCGACUGAAAACACGAGUCUCCCUGAUGCCAACAUCAAUCUUGUAAACAGAGUUUUGGAGAGGAGCCAGCCCAUCCAUACGGUGAAGUCCCUGCAAAACAACUUCCCUCCACUUAUGACUGCAAGAAUUGGGCCCUUGAUCAAAAACCCACCCAACAUGACAGAGGUCAGGUGCCACAAAUCUAAUUCUUACUGCAGACAGUACUUCAGUGAUUCGCUGUUCUGUCGGUUCAAGAUCUGUUACUUCCAACAUGUGCCUAAGGCGGGCGACGAGAAGUUGUGCAUUGAAACUGUGACGCGGUUCGCCAAAAAACCAAUGUGCCUUCAGAAAGCAGGAGCUGUGUAUACAGGAUACUACCAGAACAACCCACCUGGAAUGUAUUUCUCCAUGCCCGUGCUCCUCACCCUCCUCUGGGCUCUGCUCAAUGCCGGCAUGGUGUCAGAGGUCUUCUCGGUUCUCAACGUCAGCCUGGCUCACAAGAUCGUGCCUGGCCCCGAGUUCCUGUUGGCCCUCUUCAACAUUGUGAAAGAAAAGAGUCUCACAAGUGUUGUACCUGAUCUCAGGGAGCUCACAAACAAGAUGGCCAGUGCCGGCUUGGUGCUGAAUUUGAACAGCUUCGACAGCGUUAAAAACACUCCUGAGUUCCAGCAGACGGUCAAUCCAAACUCACUUGUUUCAGUGCCUGGUAACCACAAGGUAUCCCAGAGUGCACCCUUCCCAGAGUGCCUGAAUCUGGACGACUCCAUUGUGGAAAUAGAGCUGUGUGCCAAGCAGGAGGACUGGAGGAGGAUGGGGAAUGUUUUCCGCUCCAUUUGUCAGGUGUCCAAACAUCCCCACCAGUUGGGGCGAAUCAGCGGGCGCAUCGCCACCGCGCUGCUCUCUGAGAGCAAAGACAAGCUGUCGCUGCCCUUUGCUACCUUCGCUGAGUCGGUGUGUCAGGGGGAAGAUGACCUGGUCGGGAGUUUUUUGGGCAGAAUUGGGGUCUCGCUCAUGUUGAGAUACCACAAAACGCAACAAUGGUCAAAGGGUCGGAGGGUGGUGGAUGUGCUGUCCUUUUCCAAAGUGAACUACUCCAAACUGAAGGGUUUGUUCGGGAACGAGAAUGGAGCCUCGCGCUGCUCCCUGGUUACCGUGGCGGCUGAGCUGCUCCUCCUGAGUGGCAGCGUGGAGGGAGCACUGAACACACUGCGAGAAAACAAAUGGUUCCUGAGUUCGUCGUUGUGGCCGUGUGACCCUGCCGAUCUGGAGAGUAGAAGUCGUGUGUUGAUGCGUCUGGCCGGGGAAACCUCUCACAGAGACACGCUGGAGGUCCUCUGUAAUCUGCCUGGACUCAGAGAGCUAAACGACAUGGUCAGCAUCCCCAAGUAUGAUCCUCUGUUUAACUCUCACCUGCAAGUGUGCGUGGACCGACAGAUUCUCCCCGUAGCUUCAGACACCGUGGACUUCAUGCUCAGUAAGAAACUGUCCGUCAAUCCUCUUCUGCUGCAAACGCUCCUGAACAAACUGGGAAAGCAGAACCUCUGGCCCCACGCGCGGAGAGCCUUCAGUCACUCCCUGAGUUCGGGCUACUACCCGGAGGUGUCGACGGGCUUCAUGGCCCUGAUGGUGCCCUGCUCUCUGGGGGAGGUGGAGCUGGCUCUCUGCUUGGAGAUGUUCGUCACGGUCAGCGCUACGGACAUCUUCCACCUAUCAGAGACCUCCACUUCCUGUCUCAGUAUCACUCUCAAAAGGACUCAGAACUGUGAGAGCGAGUACCUCUCCGCAGGAAGCCGCCUCCUCUCCGCAGCGUGCAGGCCGCUGCCCAAACUGGUCGUUCACUACACGGCCGUUAACUCGUCUCAGGAUCAGGUUUUCACUCUGGACGUUUUCUCUGCUCGUUCCUGGCUCCGCCACAAUCACCUGUGGGCCAACGAGGUGUGGACGCGCUGAUCCAAAAUGAUAAUUCCUCCGCAGUCCCCCGGACAUAAUUAACUUUCCUUUUUCCCUUAAAACUGCUUUUGUUCCAGAGGCUGCGGUUGACUGGGAAAACAACCAAUUAAAUCAACACAUGUACAUUUCUGUUGGCUGUCAUAUUUCAAUUUAGCCUUUGACCAAGAAGAAGAAACUCACAACCAAAGUUGGACACCAGACAUUUUCAAUGAUUGAUUUUUGUACAAAGAUAAUGCCUCAUUUUUGUUCAAAUUUUGUUUUAAAUAUGUUAAGGAUUUUUAUGUUAAUUGUGGUUUCCUGAGGAGUUAUUUUAGCUGAAUUGUCUUUGAUUUAUGUCACUCGGUGUUUGUGUGAUUUGGAAAAAUAAGUAAUCUGGUAGGGCGGUUGGUUUCUUUAACAAAAAUGUACAAUGUGUAUAUAAGUGUAUAUUUAUAAUGGUGUUAAGUCUUUGACGGUAUUAUUUUGCUACAUCAUCUUACUGAUUGUCAAAUCCUCAAUUGUUGCUUGUUCAAGAGCUGUGAUUUACAUUUUCUUUGUAAUACGUUUUUAUAAAAACUGUUCAGCUCCAAAAGUUUGACUUUGUACUGUUUGUUUGAAAAAAGAUCCCCAAAUGAUUGUCUUUUGGAAAAUAAAAGAUUGGUAGGUAGU
This is a messenger RNA of Gymnodraco acuticeps, 5249 nucleotides long. RefSeq names its product testis and ovary specific PAZ domain containing 1 (gene topaz1). NCBI's taxonomy places the organism in Eukaryota, Metazoa, Chordata, Actinopteri, Perciformes, Bathydraconidae. The transcript has 19 exons. The coding region runs from base 255 to 4601 and encodes 1448 amino acids. Gene Ontology annotation, biological process: spermatid development; spermatocyte division. The record is from RefSeq and is a predicted model, not a curated record.